Molecule: messenger RNA, 839 nt
Organism: Sorghum bicolor (sorghum)
Lineage: Eukaryota; Viridiplantae; Streptophyta; Magnoliopsida; Poales; Poaceae
Product: DNA-directed RNA polymerases I and III subunit RPAC2
Exons: 4
Coding region: 192-515 (107 amino acids)
Biological process (GO): DNA-templated transcription
Cellular component (GO): RNA polymerase I complex; RNA polymerase III complex
Molecular function (GO): DNA-directed RNA polymerase activity; protein dimerization activity
Source: RefSeq, a predicted model, not a curated record
UUACUAGGGUUUGCGGGCUGCCCGUUUUGUCUGUAGAAAACGUCCAUCCAAGCCCACUGCGCUGCGCCGCCGCCACCUCCCUCCCGCGCGAGAAAUUUCUCCUCCUUCCUCCAGGGUAUCUUGCGAAAUCUCCAGUAAUCCUUAGCUGCCACUGUCCACUGCUCGCCCGACCGGAGGGAGGCGGCGCGGCCAUGGAGCACGGGUCGUUGACGGACUCGACCUCAUCGACCUUCUCCAUCAUGGAGGAGGACCACACCCUCGCCAACUCCGCCAGAUUCGUCCUCAACCAGGACCCAAGGGUAGCAUUUUGUGGAUAUAGCAUCCCUCAUCCUGCUGAGAAGAAAGUCAACAUAAGAGUUCAAACAACAGGAGAUGCAGCAAAGGAUGUACUGAAAGAUGCUUUGCAGAAUCUGAUGAUUAUGUGCCAGCAUGUCAGAGGGACAUUGGACAACGCCGUGGCUAACCAUAGAGCAAAAAAUACUACUGCAGAACAAAUGGAUGUUGACCGGAAAUAGAUGAACUCAGUGUUCGUUGAGACCAACACAAUAUUCUGUUUUUUAAGCUAAUUUUGCUAAAAUCUUGGUACUGAAUAUACACUGUUACUGCAAUCUUCUUAGCUUGCAAAAGUUACUGCUUUGGAGAGUCGGAAGCUCAGAGCUCAGUCAUUGUUCGAGUUGUCUGAUAUAGGUGUAAAUGGUUUGUAUUCAUUAGCUUCCUUUUCUGUAACACUGAAACUCCUCCAGUUUAUUGCAAUAUGUAUUUUUAUGAUGACCUAAACAAUAUUAUAUUAUGGUGAACUAAGUUUCCAAAAGGUUAUGGAUUAAACAUGUACUCGAAAA